Molecule: messenger RNA, 1809 nt
Organism: Ogataea haglerorum
Lineage: Eukaryota; Fungi; Ascomycota; Pichiomycetes; Pichiales; Pichiaceae
Exons: 1
Coding region: 1-1809 (602 amino acids)
Source: RefSeq, a predicted model, not a curated record
AUGGAGGCCUUUCGAUUGCCGCGCAGGUCGCGACCCGCGCCGUCGGCGAGUUCCCGUCAGAACUCGCCGCCCGGGCAGCAGGACGACGGCGUUCUGUUUGUCUCCAAGGGCGUGCGGUACUACUCGCCCGCGCUCUUCCACGCCGCCCCAGCCAUCAGAAGAGCGCCGUUUCCGAUGCUGAUAUGCGACGUCCUGAAACUGCGCGAUUGCAGGCGGGUCUACAAGAACGAGGGCUACGCUCCGGCGAGCCAGAACAUACUGAUGCUAGGCAACCAUCCCGUGCAGAAGAUCGUUGUUCAGGGGAAGGUGGUUGGGGAGCGGUGGCACGAGAUGUCGCAGGACAGGUUCUUCAUGUUUCUGGAGAUCUCCGACGGGACGGCCGAAAACGCUCUCACGGUCAAGAUGCAGAGCCAGCUGUACCACCAGCGGCUGAUCGGGUUUGAGAAGAACAACAAUCUGCUGGUACAGGUCCGAGGAGUGGCCAGUGUCUAUAACGACCUGGUCGAGAUCCACGCCGACUGGCUCGACGUGGUGGGCGACAAGCGUGACAUGGGCGCUGAAAUGGACUGGUGGGACAGGGCGCUGAGCAUGAAGGCCGAGGUUCUGGAGGAUCCUUGGGAGUUCCAUGGUGAUGUUUGCGAGGAGAAGAAGAAGGCCCGGAAUGCGCUCAAAGAGUGGGAAGAGGAAGACGAGAGGCCUGUGCUGCAGCCGGAGCGCAAAGAGGCGUCCGGAAAGCGGCAUGCUCUGGCAAAUGUCCCUGCCAGAGAGGAGUCCGCGAGAGAAGCAGACGUUGCUGCUGAUGUACAGCCUGCAGACUCUGGAGAGCACGAUUCGGACAAGUCUGGCUACGCGACGGCCACAGAGAUUGAGGAGAGCGACGAGUCGGAUGACGUUUACGAGGACACGCAAGAGGAGCCGCGGCCGGCUAUGAUAGAGGAAACGGCGGAGGAUUCGAGCGCUGACGGGGAGGCGGGACAGCGUGAGAAAAAAAGACGAAAAAAGACACCCGAGAAGGUGUCCGAGGAAAUACCACCAGAAGCAGCAGCAGCACAGAAAGCGCGGCAGACGGAAAAAUACGCCCGUGCCAGUGCCCAGUUCCUGCUGCCGCCGCCCGCGUUCGUGGGAACACGGGUCUCCGUCUCGCUGCUCAGCCAGUUCGAAGACGACCAGGAUUCCAUGGAAAAAGAAAUACUGCGGUUCUGUUUGCACACGGACGACAGCAAGUUCAGUCUGGACCGACUGAUGGCAGACAGAUCUGUGGCUCUCGCCGUGUACCAGGCUAUUCUCAGGACCCGAGCAGAGCAGGACUUCGAGCCGCUUCACAGCGCACUGGACGAGCACUCGUUCAAGCUGUUUUUCCACGCGGCGCGGAAGUCGCUGUGCCACACGAGGCUUGUCAAACUCACCAAGUCCUCCAACAUAGAGACCGGUAGCCUGAAAAAUGUCCAGGGGUACUUUGCGAACCUGGUCAACCAUGUGAUGCACCAGGUGGAGAUAGCCGUGCAGGAGCUGAAGGACGGCUCAGAGAGCGUCGACGAGCUUUACGAAAACAUGGUGCAGUUCUACCACACACGGCUGGGGCGGUUUGUGCUGACGUCGCGGUCGAUGAUCGGCAAAGUGAAGGACAAGUUCGCGGUAAGCGUCUCGCCCCCCGUCAUCCGCCAGAUCAUGGCGCACGCGAUCUGUGCUGCCGAGACAGACCGCUCAAUUGAGCUGGAAGACGGGGCCCAGGUCAUUUUCACGUGGUAUUAUCUUGUCAAACACUGCCAUUACAUGUAUCUUCCGGAAAUCGUACGUAGUGGAAAAUAG